Messenger RNA from Camellia sinensis, 1344 nucleotides. RefSeq names its product mitochondrial uncoupling protein 5. The record is from RefSeq and is a predicted model, not a curated record. Lineage: Eukaryota; Viridiplantae; Streptophyta; Magnoliopsida; Ericales; Theaceae.
CACUCUCCCCACAACACUAGAAUCAUUUCCUUCAAAAACUAAUCUCUACUAGCAUAUGUCUCACAGAUCCUUAGUCCCUCACUCCUCUUCCAUAGCCUUCGGCGCCCACUCUCAUUUCCUCGUCUCCAGUGAGAUGAACCCCAACUCCUACUGGUCUUGGCAUUAAUUUUCCAUCUCCUAGUCAUUCACAUUUUUUAAUUCAAAAGCUUACAAUCCAUUUUUUUGAAUUCUUUUUAAACAAAUUCUGAAAUGGGUUUGAAAGGUUUUGUUGAGGGAGGUAUUGCUUCGAUCGUUGCUGGUUGUUCAACUCACCCUCUUGAUUUGAUCAAGGUUCGCAUGCAGUUACAGGGUGAGAACCAUGUCCCAAACCCUAACCACCACAUUCACUCUCUUCGCCCUGCUUUCGCUUUCAACUCCACCACCGUCUCCGCCCCUAGCAACCUCCACAUUCCGGUACCACCGCCGCCACCGAAGGCGGGUCUCAUCUCGGUUGGGGUGAAGAUCUUCCAGACAGAAGGCGUCGCCGCCUUGUACUCCGGCGUCUCCGCCACCGUCCUCCGCCAGACUCUCUAUUCCACCACCCGAAUGGGUCUCUAUGAAGUCUUCAAGCAGAAAUGGACCGACCCCAACUCCGGAACCCUUUCGAUCGGGCGCAAGAUAGCAGCCGGAUUGUUAGCCGGUGGAAUCGGCGCGGCUGUUGGGAACCCAGCCGACGUGGCGAUGGUACGCAUGCAAGCCGACGGUCGGCUCCCGGUUUCUGAGCGGCGCAACUACAAAAGCGUUGUCGAUGCAAUAACUCGGAUGGCGAAACAGGAGGGCGUUACUAGCCUGUGGCGCGGAUCAUCUCUUACGGUGAACCGUGCAAUGAUCGUGACCGCAUCACAGCUCGCAUCAUACGAUCAGGUCAAAGAAACAAUCCUAGAAAAGGGUCUGAUGAAGGAUGGGCUUGGGACCCACGUCACGGCCAGCUUCGCUGCAGGGUUCGUCGCUGCAGUAGCAUCAAACCCCGUGGAUGUGAUUAAGACCAGGGUUAUGAACAUGAAGGUGGAGCCUGGGUCGGUUCCACCUUACAAUGGAGCACUUGAUUGUGCCCUAAAGACAAUUAGGGCAGAAGGACCUAUGUCCCUCUACAAGGGCUUUAUUCCUACAAUAUCAAGGCAAGGGCCAUUCACUGUGGUGCUGUUUGUGACCCUUGAACAAGUCCGCAAGCUUUUCAAGGAUUUCUAAGGAUUUACCAUGAUAAUGACGAUAAACAACUAGUAUUGAGGUUAAUUAUAAGGAUUAGUGUUUUCUAUGUUACUUUUGAAAAUUUAAAUAAAUUUCUAUUUGGAAUUUUAUUUUAUA